GUGCAAUUGGAUUACAUAAUCUCUCAAAAUCUCCAAGUCGCACUUACCCAUAAGCGGUUAUAUGAAGCACGUGAUGUCGUGUCCCUCGUGUCAGAUAAGUGGCGAUGACGAUAGUGGGAGCUAUCGGCCAUAUUGCCUCUGCAGUACCACAGUCCUCUUCCAUGAAUCUCUGAAGGCUUUUCUCUGCUGUGUGCGAUGAGUACUUCGUGCGCCACUGCUUAUGAACGCGUCUACCCGACGCUAUGGGUGUCACCGGUCUCUGGACUGUCGUCCAGCCAUGCGCGCGCCCGGUCAAACUCGAGACUCUUAACAGGAAGAGACUCGCAGUUGACGCGUCCAUUUGGAUAUAUCAGUUCCUGAAAGCUGUUCGCGAUAAAGAGGGAAAUGCGCUGCGAAACUCCCAUGUUGUUGGCUUCUUUCGCCGCAUAUGCAAGCUGCUCUACUUCGGGAUUAAACCGGUGUUCGUAUUCGAUGGCGGAGCCCCCAUUCUGAAAAGACAGACGAUAGCGGCGAGGAAGAAAAGAAGGGAAGGUCGAAGGGAAGAUGCCGUUAGGACCGCCGGGAAACUUCUUGCCGUUCAAAUGCAGAGGUUGGCCCAAGAUGAAGAGACCAAGAGGAAAGACUCGGGGAGGCAACCGCAAGAAGAGGAGGUGCCGGAUAAUGCAGUCUAUGUGGAUGAGAUAUUCAUGACGGAUAAGGAGAGACGGCAGAACCGCCAAUUCCGAAAGAAGGAUGCCUAUCAUCUUCCUGAAAUGGAUGUCUCUUUUGACAAGAUGGGUGCACCUGAGGAUCCCCGUAUCAUGUCGCAUGAGGAACUCGAAGAGUAUGCGCGACAAUUUCACUCUGGGGAAGAAAUAAACCUCUAUGACUUCUCCAAAAUUGAUUUUGAUAGUCCCUUCUUCCUCAGUCUACCUGCGACUGAUCGAUACAACAUCUUGAAUGCGGCCAGGCUACGCAGUAGACUCCGAAUGGGUUACUCCAAGGAACAGCUGGAUAUCAUGUUCCCGGAUCGGAUGGCCUUCUCUAAGUUCCAGAUCGAACGUGUUAAGGAACGGAAUGACCUUACGCAACGACUAAUGAACAUCAACGGUAUGAACGGAGAGGACGCUAUGUACGGAAACACUGCGGGUCAGAGAAUUGCCGGAGAGCGUGGUCGAGAAUAUGUAUUGGUGAAGAACAAUGAUGUUGAGGGCGGAUGGGCUCUUGGUGUCGUGGGUAAUGAAGGCCACAGAGAGCGACCGAUCGAUGUUGAUCGCGAUGAUCAGCAGGAGGCAGCGGAGAAUGAAGAUUGGACUGAUGACGAGGAUGGCUUCGAGGAUGUGCCCGUCGAGGGCUUGAAUAGGCUUCCUAAGAUCCCAGCCCUGCGGGAGGGAGUCUUUGAUCAGUCUUUGAGCCGCCAUGCACAGGAAAUUGCUACAAGAUUUGAACCGCCACUACAAGAGAUUGAUGACAACUCUCUUUUUGUAGAGGGCGCUACUGGUGAUGAUGAGCUUUUCGAGGGAGCCAUGGAAAGCGAAGAUGAAGACCUCCAAAAAGCUAUUCAGAUGUCCCUCCAGGUUCCAGAGGAUGAUUUGGUCCUUGAAGAGCCUAUGGCUGCUCGUCCAGCUCCUCCGCCAGCUAAUAGAGCAGAGGCAGUAGUGUCCCCUCCUGAAAGUGAUGAUGAGAUGGACUUCGCAUCCGCACUCGCGCGAUCCAAGAAAUCACAACCGAAACCGAAACCCAAAUCCGCUGCUCCUCGUAUUGACAAUCCAUUUGGGGGACCUCUGCCCUUUGAGUCUCUCAAAAUAAGCAUGAAAAAGAAACCUCAACAUACUGGGACCGACAAGGAGUCUGAUAGGGGGGUCAGCGAAUCGACAAAGACACCCAAGAAACAACCUUUGCCUCCUUGGUUUUCUGGUAGCGAUGAGGCUAAGAGGGAUUUCAUCAACGAAGAAGCAGGCGAGAAGUCUUUGGAGACAUAUCGACAAAUUGCUGCGAACCCGGAGCACGAGUUCUUGACUGAUUACAAGUCCCCGGGAGUUAUCGACGUCGAUAAGAUGCCUGAUUCGACAGAAGUAGUCGACCUUGAGGGAGACGAUAGCAAGCGUCUGCACGAGGAGCCCAAACCAACGGCUUCGAAGCCGCCCGUCCGCAUGGGUGAUAUAGCUGAAAAGAUCAGGGCGGAACCACCAUUGUCUAGGAAGUCAAUUACUGAAGAGCCUGAAAUCAGGCGGGGUGUGGCAUCUUCAGCGACCGAUGUUCCUAACGAUGGACCGAAGAAGGCCGCCGAUGAAAACUUACCAGACGCCCAUGAGGAGCCUCUGGAAUCUACUAGCCUGACAGCCAGAGAUGAGAGCUACGAAGAAGAACGAUCGCCCUCAGCAGAAUUUGAAGAUGUCGAGGUAUCUGCCGCAAGUGCAGCGGGGUUUCCUCCUGCGGAAUCGACUCCAGCAGCUGAAGUGCCCCCCGCAUCUCAGGAAUAUAUACCAGAGACAAUGGACGUUUUGGUUGACGAGGCAGAAGAUUAUUCUGAUCCAGAGGACGAAGAUCUCAUGAGACAGCUUGCAGCUGAGGCGGAGGAGCACGCCCGAUUCGCUUCGACAUUAAACUCUAAAAGCCAGGCGGAAAAUAUCCUCGUAUACGAGGAAGAGCUGAAACAGUUGCGAUCUCAGCAGAAGAAGGAUCGCCGGGACGCGGACGAGGUGUCUCACAUCAUGGUCACAGAAUGCCAACAGCUUCUCACUCUCUUUGGGCUUCCCUACAUCACCGCACCCAUGGAGGCGGAGGCACAGUGCGCCGAGCUGGUCUCUCUUGGCCUUGUCGAUGGCAUCGUGACCGAUGACAGUGAUAUUUUUCUGUUUGGGGGAACGCGUGUUUACAAGAACAUGUUCAACCAGAGCAAGUAUGUUGAAUGCUACCUGGCGUCCGACCUGGAAAAGGAGUAUGCGCUGGACCGCCAGAAGCUGAUUCAAUUUGCACACCUCCUGGGGAGUGACUACACGGAGGGCAUUCCUGGUGUGGGCCCUGUUACUGCCCUGGAGAUUCUGACCGAGUUUGCCUCUCUCGAUGAGUUUCGAGACUGGUGGACGCAGGUACAGAUGGGGGUACAGAUUCCUGAUGACCCCCACGCCGCCUUUUAUAAGAAAUUUAAGAAGCAUGCAUCGAAGCUGUUUCUGCCGCCCUCCUUCCCUGACCGCCACGUGGACACUGCUUACCUGCAACCGGAAGUCGAUUCGGAUCCUUCUCCUUUCCAAUGGGGCGUGCCUGAUCUGAACGCGCUGCGCAACUUCCUCAUGGCGACUAUCGGAUGGGACCAGCAGCGGACGGACGAGGUGCUGGUCCCCGUUAUUCGUGAUAUGAACCAGCGAGAACAGGAAGGCACCCAGUCCAAUAUUACGAAUUUCUUCAGCGGCACGCAGGGGGCUGGUGCUUUUGCGCCUCGGGUGCGGCCUGAUGGCAAAGGCCGGAUGGAGAAGGCGUUCCGCCGACUACGACAGGAAGCUGAAAGUCGACAGCAGCCUCAGACGGAGGAACCGGAUGUCAGCCAAGCGGAUGGAGACCGGCCCGAUAGUGAGGCCAGCGUGAACCCAGCAACGGGUUCAAACGAUGGGUCUCAGGGUCGGCCCAAGAGACGGGCUCCGCGGAGAGGACAGAGCUCCAAGACAGCUGCUCCCACCAAGAGACGGAAGACCGCCGCGAGUAGGGAGCCAUCAUGAACCUUACGCAACAAAUACACCUACCAGGUCCAUAGCAAUGGCGUUUGUUGGGUCGGGAUGUCGAGGGCAUACAUAGCAUAGAAGCCGCCGGUCCCGCGUGCAAAGAAAAAUAUAAUAAUUUUCAUUUGCCAUCUAUUGGAGUUUGGACACUGAUCUUUCUGGCUUGAAGUUUUCUAGUAUAUGAUGACAUUGGGAACCCUGUAACUAGUGAUUUCCUUGCAGGGCUGACCAAGAUGGCUGGGUUCAUUUGCGCUGUGGAGAUU
This is a messenger RNA of Paecilomyces variotii, 3958 nucleotides long. RefSeq names its product DNA excision repair protein Rad2. Gene Ontology annotation, molecular function: DNA endonuclease activity; single-stranded DNA binding. Gene Ontology annotation, cellular component: nucleus. The record is from RefSeq and is a predicted model, not a curated record. The coding region runs from base 243 to 3695 and encodes 1150 amino acids. Gene Ontology annotation, biological process: nucleotide-excision repair. The transcript has a single exon. Lineage: Eukaryota; Fungi; Ascomycota; Eurotiomycetes; Eurotiales; Thermoascaceae.